UUUUUCAACCGACUCACCCCCUCCCCUCCGUGAGACGAUGGUUCGUGCGUAUUCCGGCUAGCACAUGACUGUCUUUACAAACAUCCCCGUUGAUUAAGACUACACGAAUUGAUAGCAGGUUGCGGAGCCGUUCUCGGUUACGAUUCAUAUGGAACAGGAGCCACGACGGGGCGGAGACCUGGGUUGGGUGGGAAGAGUCCUUGCUGCUGACCCUUCUGCUGACGCCUUUGAUUGACAGGUGAAGACGAACAGACUGGCCAAGAAGGAUGGCUAGCAACUUUGGCUUCAGUCAGGACCCACACCACAUGGAGGCGGGGCUGGAGAGCCCUGUGGACGAGCGCGUGGUCCACCGCUCCUUUAGCCCGCUGAUCGAGGAGGCCAGCCCGAGCUCGGAGGAGCGCAGAGAGGCCGUGGAGAUGCAGGACCUGACGGAGGAGCAGGAUGGCGAUGACCAGGCCUUCCUGUCGAGCUCGGCCUUGGUGGGGCGAGGGCGUGGUCGUCUAGGAGCCAAGCAGGGGAACCCCUUGGUCAGGGCACGAUGGUCCGCAGCCACACAGCGGGUUCUGUGCUCCAUGCCCAGCCGAACUAUUGGACGGUCUCAGAACGCCGUCAUCUCCCAGUGCUACAAUCGCUCCGUGCGCCGUCUCCGCCGCCAGAGCCAGCCCUCCAUCCGGGACUUCUCCCGCUCCGCCCGGCCCAGUAUCCGUGGAUACCGCAUGGAGGUGACCUCAGAGGAUGAAGAGAACACGAGAGAGCAGCUGGUGAAGAACCUGCAGGCCCUCUCCGCGGGCGACCGCAUACGCAUGCUCAGGGCCAUGCCCAUCAACAUGACAGAGAAGAGUGAACUCAGAAAGCUGGCAUGCGGUUUCAAGGAAAAACGUCCACGCUCCAGCACAGGCAUCUCCUUCUUCAGCCGUGUGAAAUAUUACGUGAUUAUUACAUUGCAGCAUGGCUGGUGCAGCUGGCUGUCCUUCCUGCAGUCCCUGCAGCUGUGGCAGGUGGCGGUAAAGACGAUUGGGGGGCGCUUCGGUACAGGCGUGCUGUCCUACUUCCUCUUCCUCAAGACCCUCCUGCUCUUCAACGUCUUCCACUUCUUUGUCAACGGGUUAUUCCUGGUCAUCCCCCAGGCUGUGAACCCUCCACGCCCCAGUGCCGCUGACAUCAACUUUACGGGCCUGGAGCUGCUCACGGGCGGAGGCUACUUCACGGACACCGUGAUGUUUUAUGGCUACUACACAAACUCCUCGCUGAACGAAACCUGCCAGCCGUUGCAGAACCGCCCCAGCGCCGGGGCUACAACAUACAACAUGUCCUACAACAUACCAGCGGCCUACUUUUUCACCACCGGGGCGGCCUUCUUUGUCACCUGCAUCAUCCUCGUCUACAGUAUGUCCAAGUCUUUUGGGCAGAGUUUCCACAUAAAGAAGUCCCGAAGCAACCUGACUACGAAGGUCUUCUUCUCCUGGGACUUCAAGGUCAUCAAGAAGUCCUCUGUGAAGCUGCAGGCAGAGAAUCUCUGUACGCAGCUGAAGGAGCUGCUCUCAGAGGUGAACUGCAGGCAGGUGGAGAAGAGCCAGGUACAGAGACUUUCUUGGCUGGCAGUGCACGCAUUGGCCUGGACCAUGUGCUUGACCAGCACACUGGCGUGUGCCUGCUUGGUCUUCUUCUUCCUGGAUGAGUACCAUCGGCCAGUGAACUCAAGAAGUCCACUGUCCCCUAAUGACGAGGCCAGUCUGCUGGCCUUGCCUGCAUUGGUGUCCAGUAUCAACCUUCUGCAGCCUGGCUUCUUCAACGCUGUGGCCUGGAUGGAGGAGUACGACUCCCCCAGCGUGCGCACCUACGUCGCCAUCUUCAGGAACCUACUGCUAAAAGUGAGUGUUCUGGGAGUGCUCUGUUACCAUUGGCUGGGAAAGAUCGCGGCUAACUCGAAGAGUCUCGGUCUGACAUGCUGGGAGAGCUACGUGGGGCAGGAGCUGUAUCGUUUCCUGCUGAUGGACUUCAUAUUCACCAUACUGGACACUCUGUUUGGGGAAUUCCUCUGGAAGUUAUUUUCGCAGAGAGUGCUAAGGAGGCAGAGGAAGCCGGUUUUUGACAUUGCACGCAAUGUGCUGGAGCUUGUCUACGGACAGACACUGGCCUGGCUGGGUGUGCUCUUCAGUCCGCUGCUCCCUGCUGUGCAGAUCAUCAAGUUGCUGCUGUUGUUCUACAUGAAAAAGACCAGCUUGAUGAUGAACUGCCAAGCCCCUCGGAGGCCAUGGAGGGCGAGUCAGAUGACCACGUUCUUCAUCUCCCUGCUGUGCUUUCCUUCUUUCCUGGGGGCCGCCGUGUGCGUCACCUACACCAUAUGGAUGUUAGAGCCAUCGGCAGAGUGCGGGCCCUUCAGGAAGCUUUCCACCAUGGCCAUGUCUGGGAAGAGCUGGGUUGCGGAGCUGGUGAACGCCCACCCCAAACUGGCCUGGCUCUGUUGGGUGCACAGUCACCUGGUGGAGAACCCCAUUUUCCUGUUUGUCGUCGCCGGGAUAUUCCUAAUCGUCACUUACUUCCACACCCAGGUCGUGGACGGACAGAGGAAAAUCAUCGUUCUUCUGCAGGAGCAGAUUGAGAAUGAGGGGCAGGACAAGAAGUUUCUCAUCAGUAAAUUGCAGAUGGCCCAUGAGGAGAAACGCUCUACCUCCUCUCCAAGACAGGAGCUGAGGAGCAGAGAGGACUCUUGUAUGGAUUAAUUCCAGUACAGAUCCAUCUCAGUGCUACAACAAACAAAACAAAACACCAGCAUUGAGUCUUAUGAACCUGCUACAUAUAGCCCCAAAUUACAGGCCUGUGUUGAGAAUCUCCAUCUGAGUAAAGAACUGGCAAUCAUUCACAGGAGAAUGAUGAUUCUGACUCCUGCCUCUGUCAUUUAUGCACCUGCACUGCCCUCUAGUGGUCAGACAGUAUGGUGGAUAUAAGAUUUUGAAUGGGCACAAUGGCGCAUUAAUAGACAGACAUUAAAGAAGCAUUUGGUCUAGCCAACUAGAGGCCUUGGUGGUUGCCCUGGAAACCAUCUGAACAAGGAGCUGUACAUGAGGAAUGGAACACGGGCAUGUGCAGAGGGGAGUUACAUGUAUAAGUUGUAUAGGUGAUAUAGGGGUCUGCAAAGCCAAAGACACAAGGGUGUAUAUUAUCUGUUUCCUUUGGCAGUUUAACCUUCGAGUAUUGUGACAUUUUCACCUUUUCUGCUUUGGCUGUUUGUGUACCUGUUGGUAGCAGCUAGUGAAUAUGUGCUGUCUUUGUGUCGUGCUCAUUCCUUUGUCUUACUGGGUCAAAUGCGACGUGUUUAGCUGGAGUUUAAACCUCAGGUUUAAACCCCUAGACCUCAGUACUGCAUUACAACUGGACGGCUAUCCGAAGCUGUGGAGCAAGGAUUAGCUGCUGCAGUUGAAAAGCAUUUCUGUGGUCUAGCGGAUUACUGCAUUACAGGACUGCAUUAGAGCUCCAGCUGCAUGUACCUCACUGCAGCUGACGCAUGCCGUUCAGUUGUAUUGUUUAAAGAAGUGAAGUGUGUAGACCCGUGCUUGUUGGGGGUGCUCAACACGCUAAGGUCACGCUCGUCACCGUCUUCCUGGCAGUUGCUCUGGUCUGCUUGCGUCUGCGUUCGACCCGCUCCAGCUGCGCAGGUAGUGUGCUCCCCCAGCAUGGUGACUGCGCAUCUGGGCUUGUGGACUGCAUAGAGCACCAGCUGAAAUGCCUGUUGGCGGCGCAAGCCUCAGGGAAGAUGCUGUCCAUCACUGACGCUGCAGCAAUGAGAUGAGCUUAGGGAAAAUCUGUGUUCAAAUGGAUUGGAAGGAAAACUGUGACUUGUAAAUAAAGUAAAUUGUUUUCUAUCA
This is a messenger RNA of Anguilla rostrata (American eel), 3866 nucleotides long. RefSeq names its product transmembrane channel-like protein 6. Gene Ontology annotation, molecular function: mechanosensitive monoatomic ion channel activity. Lineage: Eukaryota; Metazoa; Chordata; Actinopteri; Anguilliformes; Anguillidae. The transcript has 21 exons. Bases 267 to 2723 code for a protein of 818 amino acids. The record is from RefSeq and is a predicted model, not a curated record. Gene Ontology annotation, cellular component: plasma membrane.